Molecule: messenger RNA, 582 nt
Organism: Ascoidea rubescens DSM 1968
Lineage: Eukaryota; Fungi; Ascomycota; Saccharomycetes; Ascoideales; Ascoideaceae
Exons: 3
Coding region: 1-582 (193 amino acids)
Source: RefSeq, a predicted model, not a curated record
AUGGCUUUUGUUUUACUAUUAAAUUAUUAUUUUAAUUUAAUUUUAUGUGGUGUGAUAAAACAAGAAGAACAAAGAAAUGAUAAUGCCAAAUUAAUAUCAGAAGUAAUAUCAAGAAAUGAAUAUCCUGAAUAUAAUGAUUAUAAUGAGGCAGAAUCAAGAAUUGAGAAAAUUAUAAUAAAAAUCAAUCAAAUUUUUGGAUACAAAAAGGAAGAUGAUAUAGGUUGUUAUAAUGAUUUUGAAGAAAAUGACGAAAGAGAAAAAAGUGGCAGUAGAGGAAAAAGUGGAGGAAAAAGUGGAGGAAACUCCAAAUCCAAGACCAAAAAAAAAAUUGCAGCUGCUGGUGGUGUUGUUGCAUCAUCAUCAUCAUCAUCAUCAAGAUCUAAUAGUACUAAUUCAGCAACACAGAUAACAUUCUCAAAGUCUUAUUUGAUAACGUUGACAGUUGGUUCAAAUCUUCCAUCACAAUCAUUGUUAAUAAUGCUAGCUAAAAUCUUUGUGGCCAAAACCUUUGUGGUCAAGACCUUUGAAGCAUUUGACGAUUUCAAAAUCAAAUUUCCUGAUUUUGCUUUACCAUUAGCAUGA